AUGCCAAGUCCAAGUAUCAAACCCGAGACAUCAGAGGUGAUAGUUACAUUACCCUUGGCUGUUUUGAAGUCUGGCUUUGUCAAGUUCACUCCUGACCUGCCUGCAUCAAAAGUGAAUGCAAUCAAAAACCUUGGAGCUGGUCUCAUUGAAAAGGUUGCAAUAAAAUUUUCUAAAAAUUUUUGGAGUAAAAAAAUUCAAGGUGCCAAUUUUUUUGGCCGUAUUCCUUYAACCAGAGGCAACAGAUCAAGUUCUGCUAUCUUUUAUGACUUAAGUAGAAAGGAAUCAUCAAGUCCCAAGAAGUGCAACAUCCUGAUGACUGUCCUAUCGGGUGAAUUUGCAUCCAGCAUGAAAGAUGAAGAAAUUAUCAACGAAAUAAUAGGUAUCCUGAAAGGACUCUUUCCAGAAGAGACCAUACCAAAGCCAGAAAAGUACAUAGUAAGUCACUGGGGCUCAGAUCCUUAUGCUGGGAUGGCAUACUCAUUUGUACCACUGGGCAGCUCUGGACAAGAUUAUGACGAGAUGGCCAGUACAAUCGACAAAAUGCUGUAUUUUGCUGGAGAGGCAACAAACAGGCAGUUUCCUCAGACAGUGACCGGAGCAUACUUAAGUGGUAUMCGAGAAGCAGAAAAGAUUUUGUUUCAAUUAUUGGAAGGUUCCUGCUAGUGAUUCUAGCAACACAUGGGAUGUAAUCAUACUUUCCUAAUUAUUAAUAAUUACUAUUAUUAAUACAGUUCAUUAGAAGUAUUUUUCACAAGCCUUUAAAGCAGCACAAGUGAGAGAGGACUGGGGAGAGAAAGUGUGCAUUGUCGCUUGUUUAUAACUCUACUCAGGGYAGUUUUUCAUGUUAUAAGACUAUGCUUUCAUCAUCAUUCAUAGGGAAAAAAUGUUUUAUAUGGUGCGUUACACCUUAUUAUAUUGCUAUGCCAACCAGAGUUUGAAUGUUAGAAGCAAUUUAGCCUAUUAAUUUUUUUAUAAUUUCAUAGCAUAUUUAUGGUCUAUGUUAGGGAAUAUCUUUAUGAUGUUAGUACAAAAUGUUAGGUCUUUGUUUGUUAAUGCUUGAAAAUACUCCCAGGGGGUGUACUCAGGUGGGUAACAUGAGGGGGGUGSGAYRGAGCUUCAUAUUGCAACCMAAAAAAAUACUCAAACCUGAAAUUUUACACCCAAAAAAUACAUGGCAUCCAAAUUUCUGACCCAAAAAAAUACAAGACUUCAAAACUGAUUAUUAUUGAAUUCAUCAGGCUCUUCAUAAUUUGGCAUAUAAAACGAAAAACAACUUAAUGGAUUGUGCCUUGCUGGGAAAAAAAAAAUCAAACAAAUAAUUUUCCGAUACAAAAAUUGAACUCGGAGAUGUAACGACCCAAAAAAAUACGGGUUUCAUUUCAAGACCUAAAAAAAUACGUGGCUGGUCUCUUGACCCAAAAAAAUAUGUCGSAGCUUCCCGUCAUGUUACCCACCCGAGUGCACCCCCUGGGAAAAUACUAGUCCUUAGAUCAGGGAGGCACAGGGUGGUCAGUUUCACAAUCAAUAUUGCUAAAAUUGUUGCAUCAUAUAUAAUCUUGUACAGGGUCGCUCAUUAUAUACUUACAUACUCUAUCACUUUAAUACAAGGAAUUCAUGAAUCAUACUCUCAUACUCUACUUUAGCUAUUUUCACAUAUUGCGCACUCAUUUUAGCCUGAAUCACAUGCCAUGCAUAACCCCUUUGCCAACCUUUYAGAUAAAUACUUAGAAAAAAAUAGUUAAACAAACUUUUAGUUCACUUUACCAUUAAUCUACAAAAACCUAGUAUCCUUCUACCAAUACCUUAAUAUUAGUCUAUUCACGAACCAUCUUUACCUAACCUAACGACACUCAUCCAUUAAUCUAUCAACAAAAUACUGACACAACCUAACAACACUCAUUUAAAGGUCUUUUUGUAGGGCUUGGAGAAUAGAACUUUGCUGAAUACACCUAAUUGGCUAACGUGUUGCUAUGUACAUUACCACCUAAUUCAAACCUUCUGGGAAUAGAAGCGUUUGUCUCUACGAAUUCAACUCUGAAACCAAAAUUUAAGAACAAUGAAACUUACUCCCAUGUGGUUUGAAUUGGGUGGAAACGUUUAUAGCARCUUGUUAGCCGAUUAGGUCUAUGGUUGAGUGUUUAUUGAUAAUAUAAAACUAGGUCUUU
Messenger RNA from Actinia tenebrosa (Australian red waratah sea anemone), 2165 nucleotides. RefSeq names its product lysine-specific histone demethylase 2. Gene Ontology annotation, molecular function: zinc ion binding; oxidoreductase activity; protein binding. NCBI's taxonomy places the organism in Eukaryota, Metazoa, Cnidaria, Anthozoa, Actiniaria, Actiniidae. The record is from RefSeq and is a predicted model, not a curated record.